AUUUUUUUCCAACCAACGUCCUCAUUUUCCACGAGGUCGGGCAGCAUAGACUAUAAAUACAGAGUAGAAAACAACGAGUAAACCAUGUCAAUUCACCAGACUAAUCUUCACUUUCUCUCUCCUCAUAAACUAAAGAUCUCAUCAUUUUCUCUCUCUUCUUCUUCAUCAUCUUCUCAAUUUCAUCGAUCGUUUAAUUUUCUCAGAAAUUGAUUAAAUUUCUCAGAGAUCUUCAACAAUGGCGGCGGAGAAGAGUUGGGUGAGGUUAGUGACGGCGCAAACGCCGACGAACAUUGCAGUGAUUAAGUACUGGGGAAAGCGAGAUGAAACCCUAAUUUUGCCGAUUAAUGAUAGUUUGAGUGUUACUCUUGAUCCUAAUCAUCUUUGUACUACCACUACUGUUGCUGUCUCUCCUGCAUUUCAUCAAGAUCGUAUGUGGCUCAAUGGCAAGGAGAUUUCCCUAGCUGUAGAUAGAUUCCAAAAUUGUCUGAGAGAAAUUCGUAAACGUGCUAAUGAUGUUGAAGAGGAGGAGAAAGGCAUUAAAAUAGCGAAGAAGGAUUGGGAAAGUUUACAUGUGCAUAUUGCUUCAUACAAUAACUUCCCCACUGCUGCUGGGCUCGCUUCUUCAGCUGCUGGUUUGGCGUGCCUUGUUUUUUCUCUAGCAAAACUCAUGAAUUUAAAGGAAGAUCAAGCACAACUUUCUGCCAUAGCAAGACAAGGUUCUGGUAGUGCUUGUCGCAGCUUACAUGGUGGUUUUGUCAAGUGGAUCAUGGGAAACAAUGAUGAUGGAAGCGACAGUUUUGCAGUUCAAGUCGCAGAUGAGAAGCACUGGGAUGAUCUUGUCAUUUUGAUUGCUGUGGUAAGCUCUCGGCAAAAAGAGACAAGCAGUACAUCUGGGAUGCGUGAGAGUGUUGAGACAAGCUUGCUGCUGAAGCACAGAGCACAGGAAAUAGUACCAAAGCGCAUGGUUCAGAUGGAAGAAGCCAUUAAAAAUAAAGAUUUUCCCUCUUUUGCUCGUCUUGCUUGUGCUGAUAGCAACCAAUUCCAUGCUACCUGCCUGGACACAACUCCUCCUAUAUUUUACAUGAAUGACACAUCUCAUAAGAUUAUUAGCAUUGUGGAGAAGUGGAAUCGUGCUGAAACAACACCUCAGGUGGCAUAUACUUUUGAUGCAGGACCAAAUGCUGUCCUAAUUGCACGUGACAGAAAGACUGCUUCUCUGCUUUUGCAACGAAUGCUUUUUUACUUUCCCCCUGGUGCUGAUGCUGAUCUUAAUAGCUAUGUUCUUGGAGAUAAGUCUAUUCUUCAAGAUGCUGGGAUUAAAGAUAUGGAAGAUGUGAAGUCCCUGCAAUCGCCUCCUGAAAUCAAGGAUGCCAACUCCAACCAGAAGUAUGCUGGAGACGUUAGUUACUUUAUUUGUACAAGACCUGGACAAGGCCCUAUUGUGCUAUCAGAUGAAAGUCAGGCUCUUCUUAAUCCAGAAACAGGAUUGCCAAAGUGAAGAUGCUACAAUCUCCUCCUACAAAUAUGGUUUGUUGGCCUUCUAAACACUUGUAAUGUUUAAAAUCAUUCGUUGGACAUGACAAAAGAAGUAGCAAUUUCACAUAUCUCACUUGAUCACUAGCUAUUUAUUUGAAGGAACAAGUAGCACUGUGAAGUUCUCUCGCGUGAGCCUCAUGCUGCUGUAAUAUUCGAUUUAGGCAUUGUAGUCAUGCUCUUUAGGGUGAAACAAUUUAGGAUUUGAGAUUUUUUUUUUAUCCUGUAUUGAGGUUCGGAUGUUGAAUCAUGGCCAUGAGAGAAUUUGUUUAUGGUUGAUUUGUUUUAGUGUAUGCUAUUUUAGGGUGAUUAGGAUUUGAGAA
Molecule: messenger RNA, 1856 nt
Organism: Chenopodium quinoa (quinoa)
Lineage: Eukaryota; Viridiplantae; Streptophyta; Magnoliopsida; Caryophyllales; Amaranthaceae
Product: diphosphomevalonate decarboxylase MVD2, peroxisomal-like
Exons: 10
Coding region: 236-1498 (420 amino acids)
Biological process (GO): isopentenyl diphosphate biosynthetic process, mevalonate pathway; isoprenoid biosynthetic process
Cellular component (GO): cytosol
Molecular function (GO): diphosphomevalonate decarboxylase activity; ATP binding
Source: RefSeq, a predicted model, not a curated record